This is a messenger RNA of Phaedon cochleariae (mustard beetle), 3794 nucleotides long. The record is from the annotation of a GenBank genome assembly. Lineage: Eukaryota; Metazoa; Arthropoda; Insecta; Coleoptera; Chrysomelidae.
AGGGUAGGGGGCCAGCUCUGCGUGUGGACGGAGGAAUACGAACCAGCACUGGUGGUAAAGACGAAAACUAGAAAGAGGGAGACAUGGAGAGUGGGAUAACUGAUAAUAAUUCAUUCGAUGAACGGCUGUACUCGAUCCUGAACAAAAACGUUCGAUAGAAUUUCGUUCAAAGCGUGUUGCGGGCAUCGUUCGUUCGGCUUGUUUCAUGUUUUUCUGUUGAUUUUAUGGUUGCCUGCGCAUUUUGAUUUGUUCGUGAAUAUUCAAGUAUUGAACUCUAGUUAUUUGAUUUACCUACCAAGUGUUCGUCGUCGUCCAUGGAUAAUUGUUCAAAAUGAAUCCCAUCGUUCGAAGGAAUUAGACACCCAGUGAGGGCUUGCGAAUAUUCAAGUUGAAAUUUUGAAGGGAGCAAUGUAGAUAUGGCUACCGAUUCGCCUACAGAACGGACAGAAGUCUCCAUCUCAGAAGAAAUUGGUCCAUCCGAUGAUUCUCUUGACAAUACCCUCAAACCCCACAACGAAAGUUGCGAAGAAAGCGAAAGCAACACCACCAUACACGGAUUCAACAUAUCCAACAUAACAGUAAUCGAGAGACAAAUAGUUGACCAGGACGAUCACACCAAGAUAGGGCCCCAAUGCGAAGGUAGUGACAGUGGCGUAGAAGUAGUUGAAACUUUAGACGUAUGUGCACUAAAACGAAACCUGAGCUCCAACAGCGCCACCUCCCAAGACCUCGACAUAAACUGUACUCAGUCCUGCAACUCCUCCAUAAUAAGCUGUUGCUCCAACUACGAUGAAGCCUACAACUUACUGGUGCGGAAAAACUCCACUUUGCUAGAAGAUUACCGAAGACACGGUGACGUCACCAGCGAGAAUGGUAGCGAGAGUUCCUCCAUCAGUGGUUCCCAACUGCGAAGCACCAGAAGAACGUCCUUCAAUGGCGCCAAGAAGAAAGUUACAACCACAGAACCGAGAGCCAAGCCGACAACUAAAGAUAGAUCUCGAUCGAAACCCCCAGUCAAUCCCAGAGCUUCUACUGGACCAACAAGACUGAAAUCAGUCGACAGGUCACAACUCAAACCAAGCCAGAGUACUAAACCAAGCGGCACGAAAAACAAAAACGCUCCUACCAGUUUGGAUCUAGCUGGCGGUUCGAAGAAAGAUACAAGGAAAGCUUCCUCAGCCACAGUACGGACCUCUUCCAAUUCCAGGACUGCUUCAACAACCCCUUCCGAUGACGGAAGAUGGCCUUCGGUGAAUAGCAAACCUGCUCCGUUGAUGUCGAGGUCUUUGAAAGGCUCUUUAGAUUCGCCGAAGCAGAAAUUAUCCCAGCUGGAUGCUAAGACCAUCGAAAAAUACGCCACCCUGCCUAGACAGAAGAAGGAAAAGGUUGCAGACAGUGUAAGGGAUCAGAAGAAGAGCAGAAGCAGAGAAAACACCCUACACCGCAUAGCCUUAACGAAAAAAAGCUCAAGAGAUAUCAAUCCUACUCCAUCCAAAACGACCAACAGUCUGUUGUUGCCUAAGAGUAAAGCUAAAACGAAAAUUUACCAUGAAUCUUCUAUUCAGACCGUGCUUACGAUGUCUGAUGUGGAGAAUGCUCUAACUGGUGCUACAGUUUCUCCUAAAACUCCCUUAGAUUUAGAAAAAUGUGAUAUGUAUGUUCAGGUAGAACUGAGCGAUCCUGAAGUUGAGAAGCUUCAGAGAAUGCUAGGCCAGCUGAACGAUAAAUUCGAAUCAUUGCAAGUCGAGCAUUUAAAACAGACUGAAAAACUCAAAGAGACUGAAUCCAAGUUAACGGAUGUAACUAUCGAGAAAGAAGGUUUACGGAAAGAACUCGAAAACAAUACCCAAAGAGUGUUAGCUAUAUUAGGAGACACAGAUCCUGAUAAUGCAUCCAGUGAUAGUCUCAUGGUGUUAGAAUCGAAGUUCCAAAAUGUCGGUCAAGUUGUUGUUCAGCAAGAGGAGGAAAUCUCCAGGCUGAAUAUGCUGUGUAGGUCACUCCAGAUGGACCUCGAAAGGCACCUGAGUGCCCAAAGGAUAUUACAACGACAGCACGAAGAUUUGGAAAUGGAGAGCAUGGAAUUGCAGGAUUUCAUGCAGGCUGAAAAGAUGACGCUUCACGAUGCUCUGAAGGAAUCUGAAAUCGAAAUCCAGAGACAAAAAACGGUGAUAAAGCAGAAGGAAAAAGAAGUAGCUGAACAACAAGAAGAGUAUAGACAAUUGGUUACAUUGAGCGAGCAGCAGAGACUGGAAAACAUAAAUCUCCAGUCGCGAUUGGGGGUGUUGGAAUCUAAAAGCAGAGAGCUACUUGUUCAACAGGGCAGCACAGUGUCAGGGGCAGCUGUGGCAUUGUCAUCUCUCAUUGGACGAUUAGACGGCCUGGUCGAGGAACUCGUUAGUGCUUAUAGUAUUUCAGAACAAGAAUUAGAGGAUGUGAUAUUCCAUAAUGAAGCCUACAAAAACAGCAGCAGUAGUCCCGAAUCGACACCUGAGAAGUCGAAAAAAAUGUUCAUCAGUAGCUCACCAUCGCCACAAAAAGGAUCUAGUUUUGUGUCCGCCGUGAUAAACGCCAUCAAAAGCGCAGCACAGUCUCCGUUCGCUCUCAGAGACCUCAGCAAAGACAAUUUAUAUACAGAUCAUUCCAGCUCGAACGAGAUGCUCGACUCGGAAACCGAACCCUGCCUCAUGAUGGAGCACGUCCUCGAAGACGUCGUUAUACCGGACGGCCACUCACACAACCUCGUCUCCUCCGGCCACGGCAGCGCGCUCUCCUCCCAACUGACCCACUCCUCCAUCCUCAAGGACGGAUUGACCCACUCCUCCAGCCUCAAGGACCUCUCGCGGCAUAUGUCGGAGCCUCUCGGCCUCAGCCUGAGUCUGUACGGGAGUCUCACGGCCUCCUAUCCAAGUGACUUCACUUCCGUUUCGCUGGUGGACCAGGUGAUCGAGGUGGAUAAUUUGAUCACCAGGCUGCUGAAGGUCAUCCGGAUCAUACAGCUGGAGAACGAAGACUGCAUGGGGGAGGUACAGGAGGAGAGGGACGGGCUGUGCGAGCAGGUGGAAAGGCAAAAGGAGACCAACAAGGUGGUGGUGCGGCAGCUGAAGGACUGGGAGGUGCUUGGCGCCAGGCUGAAGACGGAGGUGAAGGAGCUGCUGGCGCAGAACGGCAGGAAGAACACCGAGAUGGACGGGCUGAAGGUCGAGUUGAAUAAGCAGAGAGAAGAAGUAGAGAAGCUCAACCAAGAUGUCUGUGAAUUAUCCACUGCCCUAUCCAAAGCGGAAUUGGAACAUAAAAUGAAAGAAGAGGAAGUUUCCGAAGAAAUGAAAAAGUGGGAAAAGACCGGCGAAAUUCCAGCCCCAGAAAUUUUAGGAAGACUUGUGUCAGCUCACAAUGAGAUACCAAUGCUGAAACAGAAACUAAAUGACAAGGAAAAACAUCUGACUGAACUGACUCAUGAAUUCCUAGCAAGUAGGCAGGUACUCUCGGAAAGCUUGAAAGACGCUGUCAAUGAAUCGAAGAAACAGUAUGAUGCAAUCGAUAAGGCAUUAGAAGUAAGAAAACAUAAUACAUAUCUUCGGAAAACAAACAUAGAAUAUCAAUUCAAUAAUAUUGCAUUGUCAAAUGAUGAGGAAAAUAAUCUGAAAAUUGUAUUAGUGAGGGACUUGGAAGAGACGAGUUUCCAGAGCGCCACCACCAUGCCUCUGAUAACGCCGGCGGAUUUCAAUGCGAACGCGGCUUUACUACAAGCCGUGGCCAACUUGGAAACGGCCCCCACGAUCAAUUCGACCGCUUAA